Messenger RNA from Cokeromyces recurvatus, 2574 nucleotides. RefSeq names its product chitin synthase-domain-containing protein. The coding region runs from base 1 to 2574 and encodes 857 amino acids. Gene Ontology annotation, molecular function: chitin synthase activity. NCBI's taxonomy places the organism in Eukaryota, Fungi, Mucoromycota, Mucoromycetes, Mucorales, Mucoraceae. The record is from RefSeq and is a predicted model, not a curated record. The transcript has 5 exons. Gene Ontology annotation, cellular component: cell periphery; cell septum.
AUGGAAGAAUUAGAAAAGAAAGAUAGAUCAUCACGAGCAGAAGAGGAACAAGAAGAGUCAAAGAUAUCAAAAAAGGAAAUGAAAAAGCCUUACUAUGAAAAAAUGAAAGCAGGUAUCGAUUUACGAGUUGACACGAAUAUACAACCACAACAGCAACAAAUGGAUGAUCGACGACUUAAAAGAGCACAUUAUUUAGCUAAUAGUGGCAGCUUUUUUGUGAAUAAAGCACAAGUCAAAUCUAACAUAGAAAAGAAGCCUGUGACCUGUUGGACAACUACAAGUUGGAUUUUAACAUGGUGGGCGCCUUCUUUCUUAUUACAGACCUUUGGCAUUAAAGAAAAAACAAUGCAACAGGCAUGGCGUGAAAAAGUAACGUUGGUUCAAAUUAUUGUCUUUUUAUGUACACUUGUAGGAUUCUUAACAUUUGGAUUUAAUGCUGCCGUUUGUGGUCGUCAAACGAAUCGUAUUCAACCUACAGGUAUUCAAUCUCAUCAUAUCGUUAUCUCUGGUCGCGCCUAUGACCUUCAAACAUUUAGACAUCCUAUCUCAUCCACUAUUUUACGUGAUCCUCGUAUCCAACAGUCACCCAUUGAUUCACAUGGUAUUGAUUUACAAGAAUUUGGGGGUCAUGAUUUAUCUUUUCUAUUUCAAACCGUCAAUUAUAAUUGUAAGGGGAUCUUGAAACCCAUUCAAGCAGAUGAUAAUGAGGGGAACGUAGGCAAUUAUUUUCCUUGCGUUACCUUUGAUUAUCUAAAUCAGGGUUAUAUUCAGGGCACGGACAAUGAGGAACGUCAUGGUUGUCAUACCAAUUUGAGAGCACGUACUUCAUUGAGACGUUUGAAUGUUGUAGGUGAUAUUUAUUAUAAUUGGACAGAUAUACAAAAGCCCAAUACAAAUUUAGUAGCCUUUAAUGGUAAUGUAUUAGAUUUAUCUCGUCUUCGUUACUUGACACAUAAUAUCCCUUUACCAAGUCAGGUGGCACAAAUUGUAGGACCAGGAAAUGCGUUUAUUGGACGUGAUGCAACCUAUUGGCUUAGUACGACUGCAGAUCGGUUACAGAUCGGUAAAUGUCUGACAGAUAUAUUAAAAGUGGGUGUAGUCGAUACAAGAUCAGCUGGGUGCAUCAUCUCAGAUAUCGUACUUUGGGUUUCAUUAGCUGUCAUCUUGGGUGUCGUUGUGAUUCGAUUCCUGUUAGCUCUUAUAUUUGGAUGGUUUAUUUCAUGGAAUUUGGGGAGUAUUCGAGAGGAGACAGAUGAGGAAAGACGUAAGAGAAGAGAAAAGGUGCUUGAAUGGGAGAUGAAUAAUGUAGAAGAUAUGCACUUCCCUCGUACACAAAGUAUUCAAUCUUUGCCUGAAAAUGUUCAAAGUGAUGUUGUUAUCAGUCAUAGAAUGGCGACUGAAAAUAGUAACAACACUAUCACAGAGAUUAUCCCCAUGACAAAUGAGGAACGACCGAUGAUGGCACUUCAUUCAAGUAGUCGAAGACGAUUCUUUCCAACCAUCUCACGAUUUACACAACCAAAUUCACCACGUAUUCUCAAUAGUGCCUCUCGAUCUCAUUAUUUUGCUCCUUCCUCUUUAGGAGGUACUCUGUCAUCUCCAAUUCCUUAUACUAUCAGUUCUCAAUUCUUUCGUACAUUCUCUGCUUAUCAUCAGAGACAGCCAUAUCAAAGCGAUAAAUCAUUCUCUACACGUACUUUACAAGAACAGCUUCAAUAUAAUUUCAAUUUUGAUCUCUUACAUACCUUCAUGGUCGUCACUUGCUAUUCUGAGGGAGAGGAAGGCUUAAGAACAACCCUCGAAUCAUUAGCGACUACUGAUUAUCCCGUCUCACAUAAAUUAUUACUUGUCGUUUGUGAUGGUAUUAUUACGGGGGUAAAGCCCAGUUCCUAUGUGGCUAUCGCCGAUGGUGCAAAACGACAUAAUCGAGCCAAAGUCUAUGCUGGUUACUAUGAUGGUAUAAAUACAGAUUCAGAUGAUAAUAGAGUGCCCAUGAUCGUUAUCGUCAAAUGCGGUACAGAAUCAGAAAUAAAAGAUAAUAAGAAACCAGGAAACAGAGGUAAACGCGACAGUCAAGUCAUCUUGAUGAACACGAUGCAAAAGGUAUAUUAUGGUGAACGUAUGUGUGAGCUAGAGUAUCAAUUUUGUAAGGCCAUUGUGAAGUUGACAGGAAAUCACCCUUCUAAAUUUGAAACUUGUUUGAUGGUUGAUGCUGAUACAAAAGUAUAUCCUGAUUCCUUAGCUCGUAUGGUUGCCUGUAUGUCAAGAGAUCCUUAUAUAAUGGGGUUAUGUGGGGAAACAAAGAUUGCAAAUAAGGGUGAUAGCUGGGUUACAGCAAUUCAAGCAUUUGAAUCUAUCUUUGGCGGUGUAACAUGCUUGCCAGGCUGUUUCUGUAUGUAUCGUAUUAUUGCCCCUAAAGGAGAUCGUUAUGUUCCUAUCAUUUGUUCUUCAGAUAUAAUUGAAAUGUAUUGCGAAAAUAUAGUUGACACAUUACACAAAAAGAAUUUAUUACUUUUAGGUGAAGAUCGUUAUUUGACUACCCUUAUGCUUCGCACUUUCCCUAAACGAAAAUGA